This is a messenger RNA of Mesorhabditis belari, 759 nucleotides long. The record is from the annotation of a GenBank genome assembly. NCBI's taxonomy places the organism in Eukaryota, Metazoa, Nematoda, Chromadorea, Rhabditida, Rhabditidae.
AUGUCCUUCAAGAUGAAUCUACUGGAAAUCGAGAAAGCAAUUGAACUCAAAGGAUCACAGGUUCUCAACGCUCGCACCUACAAAAACAUGGUGGUUCGAAGGCGGCUAAUGUUUGCGAGUUGCGUCUUGGCAUGGAUUGCCGUGAUCAUUCUGAUAGCCGCGAUUGCAAUUCCCAAAUGGGAAUACCUGCAAUUCACGAAUGUCGACUGGGAGAUUGUGAAGAUCGAUUUGGGAGUGUGGGGCGAAUGGAGACAGACCACAAACACAUCGAAACCAAUUCUUGAGUGGAUUCCUCAUUUCCCGUCACCUCCCCUGCAUUUGCUUCGACUCGCCGGACAAGAUCUACGACAUUUCUAUCGUGCUCAAGCGGCUAUCGGUGUGAUCUCGUUGAUUCUCUUGAUCGCCAACAAUCUCCUCGCACUCUACACUUUCUAUCAUCAUCGAUACACUUACAAGAGACUCGUUGCUGCCCUCUAUGUUGUUGUUGCAUUGUGUGUCCUCGCAACAAUUGAGGUGCUCUCAAACAGUGUCGAUGAGUGGAAUACAACUGUUGUUGUCAAACAUCAUUUGGACGAGAACAACUGGGACUACGAGUCUGUUCGAGAGUCUGGUUACUCGAAAUAUAUGGCCUAUAGUGUUGUCGUGAUUUGCCUUUUGUCAGCAAUCUCCUUCGUCUAUGGUUCUCACAAACAGAAAGGAGAAAACGCGGCAACUGCCGAAUUUGAGUUUGAAGAUCGACCAAUUCAUAUGGGAAGAGAU